AUGGAGACAGAUCUGAAUGAGAUGAUGCAAAAGUUCUCUUUAGCUGGAAAUGAACUUUUAGGAGCUACUCUGGACUUAGGGGACUUGGAGAGUGGAGUUAGAGUAUGUAAGGACAGUAUAAUAAGGAAAGUCAUAGGAGAAAAGAUUGCUAGUUUCACAGGAGUGAAAAACUUUGCCACCAUGGCCUGGGGUUAUCCUAAACACUUGUCUGUGUUAGAACUGGGACCGAAUCUUUUCCAGUUCAACAUCCCUAACUCAGAUGAUAAGGAUAGGAUAGUAGAAGGAGGCCCGUGGGUUAUAGAUAACCAAAUUUUGGUACUGAACAGAUGGGAGGAAGGUAUAGAAGGAAAUCUGGAAGCCUUCAUACUGGCCUCUUUGUGGGUACAGGUUUGGAAUUUACCUGUACAUUGGGUUACUAGAGAAGUAGGCCGUAAGAUUGGGGUAGUUUUCAAACAGGUCAAGGAUGUGAUAAUACCACAGAUGGGAGGAAAGAAGGCUAGGCAUUUGAAAAUGCUGGCCUUAGUAGAUUUGUCAAAACCCCUGCUAAGAGGCACCAUUGUGAAGACUGAAGGUACUAUGAAAUGGGUUGCCUUCAAGUAUGAAAGAUGCCUAGAUUUCUAUUAUAAUUUUGGAAUUGUUGGUUAUGGGGAGAAGACAUGUAGCAAACAGCAAGAAAUAGCAGGGGUAUAUGCAGACAAUCAGUAUGGGCCUUGGAUGAGAGCAGGGAACUUUAAAGGAUCCCCACAGAAAAAGUAA
This is a messenger RNA of Coffea arabica (coffee), 756 nucleotides long. Lineage: Eukaryota; Viridiplantae; Streptophyta; Magnoliopsida; Gentianales; Rubiaceae. The record is from RefSeq and is a predicted model, not a curated record.